This is a messenger RNA of Indicator indicator, 2160 nucleotides long. RefSeq names its product centrosomal protein 83 (gene CEP83). Lineage: Eukaryota; Metazoa; Chordata; Aves; Piciformes; Indicatoridae. The transcript is spliced from 15 exons. Gene Ontology annotation, cellular component: centrosome. The record is from RefSeq and is a predicted model, not a curated record. Bases 1 to 2139 code for a protein of 712 amino acids.
AUGCAGGCUUCUGGCACCCUCCUUCCUCCUGUGGUUGGGAAUUAUGAUCCAGCCAACUCCCAAGAGCUGCAGAAGCUCCUGGCUGAUGAGAAGAUGCGAUGUGAUACCCAUAAAGCAAACUAUCAGACUGUGAAGGCUCAACUUCUAAGUUUGCAGGAUGAGUAUAGAAGAUCCCAAGAUGAGCUGGAGAGGCUGGUGGCUGAAAGGCAGACUGAACGUGACAACUUCCAGUUACUCCUCGCUGACUGUCAGGAGAAAUUGCUGGGUAAAACACAGGAGGUGGAAAAACUCAAGAUGCAGGUGAUAACUCCUCAAAAAUUAGAGCUGUUAAAAGCACAAAUACAGCAGGAAUUGGAAUCUCCUAUGACAGAACGUUACCGGAAGCUAGAAAAUGAAGUGGAAAAAUACAGGACAGAAUAUAACAAACUUCGUUAUGAGCACACUUUCCUGAAGUCAGAGUUUACACAUCAGAGCGAGGAACAUGCGCGGGUCUUAGAGGAGAAGAAAAUCAAAUACGAGGCUGAGAUUGCAAGGCUGGAUAAAGAUAAAGAAGAACUCCAUAAUCAGCUGCUUAGUGUUGAUGCCACGAGGGACAGUAAACGUGUGGAGGCACUCUCCAGAGAAAAGGCACAGCUCUAUCAGAAACUGAAGGGCUUAGAAGCAGAAGUGGCAGAGCUGAGAGCAGAACGAGACAACUGUGGUGUGCAAGCAGAAAAUGUUCAAAGAGUGCAAGUUCGGCAGCUAGCUGAGGUGCAGGCUGUGGCAAGGUCUCUAGAGGCAGAAAAGAGGUCUGCUGAACUCCAGAUUGAUCGGCUUGAGAAAGAGCUGCAGAUAAGCCACGAGCAAAACAUUCUCCUAACAAGCAAACUUCACAAAUCUGAGCGAGAAGUCAAUGCCUUAGCUGCUCAAGUAGAGGAGCUUAAACAUUCACAUAAAUUGGAAGUAACAAAUGUCAAACUGGAGGCAGCAAGAACAAAGAGCGAGAUAGAAAGAGAGAGAAACAAGAUUCAGAGUGAAAUGGAUGGGCUGCUGUCAGACAAGGAGAUUCUGAAGGCAGCAGUGGAACGCCACAAGGUGCUGUUAGUAGAAAAGGACCGGGAGCUAAUUCGCAAAAUGCAGGCUGCCAAGGAGGAAGCUUUUGGCCAGCUUGCAGCCCUGCAGGAUGAAAAGCUGGAACUGGAGAAGAAAUUGGCUGACCUAGAGAAGAUAAGACUGGAACAAGACAGCUGGAGACAAUCUGAGAAGGAUCAGUAUGAGGAGAAGCUCCGAGCUGUGCAGGCAGCAGAAGACUCCAGCAGGAAGGAGCUCCAGCGCCUGCGAUCAAAAAUUCAACAACAAACUAUUCAGACAGAGGAGCUGGAAGAAAAGAAACAUGAAAAUGCUGAUCUGAAGCAGCAAAUUCACGACAUGCAGCUCCAGCUUGCCUCACUUUCUCAGGCAGAAAAUGAUUUGUUGGAGUCUAAUCAGAAGCUGAAGGAAACAAUAGAGAGACUGAGACAAGAAUGUCAACAUGCAAGGACUCAGGCAGAAAAAGCUCAAGUGGAAACAGAGAAGACCGUGGAGCAGCAGCGCCUGGAGUGGCUGGGGGAGAAGCACCUGCUGGCACAGCGCCUGGCAGAGCAGCAGCAGAGCUACAGCCAGCUGAGGAACAAGCUGUGUCGGGCUGCUCUGGCUCAGAAAAAGAGGAAGACUCUCAAUGAUAACAAACAGAGGAGGAUGCAAGAGAAGCUGGAGCUUUUGGAAGCCAAGGUGGAAGAGCUAGAAAAAGAAAACCAAGUGUUGAACAGGCAGAACGUGCCCUACGAGGAGCAUCGGCGGCUGCAGAGGCGGCUGAGGGAGCUGCGCCGCCAGCAAGACAACUUCCGCAGCCUCAUCCUCAACCCCAGCCUGGCACCCCCCAUGCCAGCCUCCACCCUGCCUCCUGGGCCUUCUCUCUCCUUCCCCCUCCUUCAGGAGGAACAACAUCAAAGAGAGCUCUCUCUCCUUCGCAAGAGGCUGGAGGAGCUGGAAACCACCCAGAGAAAGCAGCUGGAAGACCUGGGACCAGCCAGAGAGCCUGCAGCCAUGGGUGCCUGCAGGGACGUGGCUAGAAAGCAGGGCAGCAGAGAAGGUGAUACACAAAGUGAGGACUCCAAGUGAAAUCUGCCAGCUCUCUGCUGU